AAUACACUAUACUUAUGUAUGCCUUUACUACGAACAUUCGUCUCCCUAAUUUAGUCAGUCUCUUUCGCUCGCCUCUGGCUUUGAAAUUCCCCGCGCCAGCUAUUUCGAUUCUUAAUCUCGCUUCGAUUUUCGUCGGAAUCACUGUUUCCGGUCACCGGAGCUCCGUCGCUUGACUUUUUAAUCUUUUUGAAGAUCAGGUUUACUGAGAGCUGCAAGCACUUGCCAUCAUGUCUAGGGAGGAUUUGAGUGAUACACUUCGAAUACUUGUUGCUACUGAUUGCCACUUGGGCUAUAUGGAGAAGGAUGAAAUAAGGCGGCAUGAUUCUUUCAAGGCUUUUGAAGAGAUAUGUUCUAUAGCGGAGGAGAAACAGGUGGACUUCUUACUCCUUGGAGGUGAUCUUUUUCAUGAGAAUAAACCCUCUAGAACUACGCUAGUCAAAGCCAUUGAAAUUCUUCGUCGCCACUGCCUUAAUGAUAAACCAGUGCAGUUUCAAGUUGUCAGCGACCAGACUGUAAAUUUUCAAAAUGCGUUUGGUCAUGUAAAUUACGAGGAUCCACACUUCAACGUAGGCCUGCCCGUGUUCAGUAUCCAUGGAAACCAUGAUGAUCCAGCCGGAGUGGACAACCUUUCUGCAAUUGAUAUUCUUUCUGCAUGCAACCUCGUGAAUUAUUUUGGAAAGAUGGUUCUUGGUGGUUCAGGUGUUGGCCAGAUUUCUCUCUACCCUAUACUUAUGAAGAAGGGUUCAACAACCGUGGCUCUCUAUGGUUUAGGAAACAUCAGGGAUGAACGUCUCAAUAGAAUGUUUCAGACCCCACAUGCUGUCCAAUGGAUGAGGCCUGAAGUUCAAGAAGGAUCUGACGUUUCUGACUGGUUCAACAUUCUGGUGCUACAUCAAAAUAGGGUGAAAUCAAACCCCAAAAAUGCAAUAAGUGAGCACUUUCUUCCACGGUUCCUCGACUUCAUUGUGUGGGGACAUGAGCAUGAAUGCCUUAUCGACCCCCAGGAGGUAUCUGGAAUGGGCUUCCACAUCACACAACCAGGAUCUUCCGUGGCAACAUCACUGAUCGAUGGGGAAUCAAAGCCAAAGCAUGUUCUUCUCUUAGAAAUCAAGGGAAAUCAAUAUCGUCCUACGAAGAUACCUUUGACAUCUGUGAGGCCUUUUGAGUAUACAGAGAUUGUUUUAAAGGAUGAAGGUGAUAUUGAUCCCAAUGAUCAAAACUCAAUUCUCGAACACUUGGAUAAAGUGGUCAGAGAUCUAAUAGAGAAAGCCAGCAAAAAAGCUGUUAACAGAUCAGAUAUCAAGCUCCCAUUGGUUCGAAUCAAGGUAGAUUACUCUGGAUUUAUGACGAUAAAUCCUCAAAGGUUCGGACAGAAAUAUGUGGGAAAGGUUGCAAAUCCUCAGGACAUUUUAAUAUUCUCAAAGGCUUCUAAGAAGGGUCGGAGCGACGCCAACAUCGAUGAUUCUGAGCGGCUUCGUCCAGAAGAACUGAACCAGCAAAAUAUAGAAGCUUUAGUAGCUGAAAGCAACUUGAAAAUGGAGAUCCUUCCAGUUAACGAUCUGGAUGUUGCUCUUCACAAUUUUGUGAACAAGGAUGAUAAACUAGCUUUCUACUCAUGCGUUCAGUACAAUCUUCAAGAGACUCGUGGUAAGCUUGCAAAGGAUUCAGAUGCCGAGAAAUUUGAGGAGGACGACUUGAUUCUUAAAGUUGGAGAGUGCUUAGAGGCAAGAAGAAUCAAAUUCAGUUACUUUCUGUUGCAGAAUGAACGCUUGAAAGAUAGGUCCACUCGACCCAGUGGUUCCUCACAGUUUUUAUCCACUGGAUUGACAUCAGAGAAUUUGACGAAAAGAAGCAGUGGCAUCGCGAGUGCUUCGUUCAGUGAUGAUGAAGACACGACUCAGAUAUCUGGCUCAGUGCCUGCCACUAGAGGACGGAGGGGUUCAUCCACUGCUAAUACAUCUCGUGGUAGAGCUAAGGCCCCAGCCAGAGGAAGAGGCCGUGGUAGGGCCUCAAGUGCGAUGAAGCAAACCACUCUUGAUGGUUCUCUUGGUUUUCGCCAGUCUCAAAGUUCGGAGGAAGAUGAGAACACUAGAGGCAAAGGACGUAAAAGACCAGCUACUACUAAGAGAGGCAGAGGUAGAGGUUCUGGGACUUCAAAACGUGGUAGAAAAAACGAAAGCUCUUCUUCACUUCAUAGGAUGCUCAGUAACAAAGACGAUGACGAGGACGAAGAUGACGAAGACAUUGAAAAGAAGCUAAACAGAUCUCAACCUCGGGUUACAAGGAACUAUGGAGCUCUAAGAAGAUAAAAAUCCAUAUCAACCCUGAGCUAUGACCUCAAGCUUCAUCUCUCUUUUUUUCUUUUUCCUUUUCUAGCGACCUCUCAAGGGAGAUAACACUGUAGAAGAGAAGCCAAUACUAAAACGGGUGUUGUGAGAUGUACAGAGAAUUUUGUAGUGUACUUUUUUUCUUGCUCUUUAAGGUUUUGUUAUUGAUGAAUGAGGAAAUUAAUCAGUUAUAUUGGCGAAACUUGAAUGGUUAACGUCAGUAGUAAUAUAAAACAUUGUUAGUAUA
Molecule: messenger RNA, 2574 nt
Organism: Thlaspi arvense
Lineage: Eukaryota; Viridiplantae; Streptophyta; Magnoliopsida; Brassicales; Brassicaceae
Source: the annotation of a GenBank genome assembly